This is a messenger RNA of Mytilinidion resinicola, 609 nucleotides long. RefSeq lists its product as uncharacterized. The transcript has 2 exons. The coding region runs from base 1 to 609 and encodes 202 amino acids. Lineage: Eukaryota; Fungi; Ascomycota; Dothideomycetes; Mytilinidiales; Mytilinidiaceae. The record is from RefSeq and is a predicted model, not a curated record.
AUGAACAUGCUGCUCGCCCUCGAUACCAUUCCCCGUCUGCACAACAUCCUCGCAUCCGCCUUCACGUGGAUCCUACUCGCAGGAUACGUGAUUUUCCCAGGCACCUUCACCUCCCUCCAGAACAGCGACGUCAUCAACGACUCCAAGAGUAAGAGCGAGGCUGAAUCGACAGGUAAAGAAGUGCUGCGGCACGUGGCUUUCCUGCCAUUACUAUGGGUCGCGGCGGUAUGUUGCAUAAUCGGAGCUAGUGGGAUGUGUUGGCUGUGGUGGAGGUGGAGCGAGAAUUAUGUGUGGUUGCUAAAUCGGAUAUUUUUACCCGGCUGCCUCAACAGCCUCGCCGGCCUCGUCAACACGCUAGUAAGUGUGUAUACGGCGCAGAAUCGGCAGUGGAGCAUCACAGCGAAAGUCACUGUCUGCGUUACUGGAUCGUGCACGUUGGUCACGGGGCUGCUGUUUGUGGUGUAUAACAACCUCGUACUUUCAAAGGUUAAGCGGAAGCACGAGCGUGAGAUGCAGUUGAAUGGGACGGAGGACGAGCACGAGGAUAUUCUGCACAAGAUCAAUCGGAAGGCGCGUGAGCCGGCAUUGGAGCCGAGUAGUGUGGUGUAG